AUGUGGAAAAAUGUCUUAAAAAGAACUGAAGAAGAUCAAAAGCCAAAAACUGUAAUACAAUUUCUACAAUUUUGUGAUGAAGACUUGUUCCCAAAUAUAUACAAGUUAAUAAAAAUAUUAUGUUUAUUACCAGUCACGACAUGUACUUCUGAGAGAAGUUUCUCUUCAUUAAAAAAUCUUAAAACAUAUCUCAGAAAUACUGUAUCGGAAGACAGACUAAAUGGACUUGCAAUGCUUAAUAUUCAUCGAAAUGAAAUCUUAACACCAGAUGAUAUAAUUGAGGAACUUGUAAAAAAAAACAGGAGAUUAAAAUUUUGA
Messenger RNA from Macrosiphum euphorbiae (potato aphid), 318 nucleotides. The record is from the annotation of a GenBank genome assembly. NCBI's taxonomy places the organism in Eukaryota, Metazoa, Arthropoda, Insecta, Hemiptera, Aphididae.